AUGUCUCUCAUGAACCGCUUGAGUUUCGAGAGGACAAUGGGACUGAAACUUUACGAAAGAACCGUGAGAUCCGUGUCGUCAAUGGCAGUUGCUUCAGAUUUCAGCAGGUGGAACCAAAUGCGGCAAGCCAUUGAGCGAACACCAACGAAGCCACUAUCGACAGAUGAAACUAUGGACAGAGACACACCGGAGCCUGCGUCCAGGAAGCUACUGAAAUUUGUGAAUCUGAAAAACUUGGGCACAACUAUAAGAAAUGACUCUGGUCAUUAUGAAUAUUACUAUAAUCCUAUCGAGCUAGGCAGCAAUCCUUACAAUUGGCUGUGCGUUGACACGGAAAACAAAUUUUCCAUCGAGCUGAUCCUAGACCAGCCUAAUGAAAAGAUUUACCUGCCAGACUUGCCCAUGCGGAGAGACGAUCCGUCGUCGCUCUCGCGUACAGCGCCUAUUUUUGAAUCUUCUUCGACCGCCAACAUUCCAAACGCUAAUAACUUGUCACACAUACGGGAUAAUUUUAGUAGCGGUGUGAGUAUCAGCGGCACGGUACGCAUGAUCGUAGCCAAUACGGAAAGACCGAUUAUUAUGAAGAGUCAUGCAAUAUAUUUGAAAUGCUUCAUUGGGGAGUACGCAUGUUUUGUGGACACAAACAAAAAAAGCUGGAGAGACAGACUGAACAUGAAAAGAGAGUCAGAUGAAAAAGUGAUAAAACUCUUGUCGCAUCCGGUUGAUGGCGUUCUGGAUUCUUAUCUGCUCCCAUUCAAAGUAAUUAAACUGGAUCUGCUGCCAGAAAGACAGAUGAAAUGCUUGACGCCGGGAGUAUAUGAAUUCCCCUUCACAUUCACAGUAAAUCUAAAUGAGUUUCCUUCAAGUUGUGAAACGAUUCUAGGGACAACGGCGUAUAGAAUUGAAAGCAGAAUGAAUAUUUCAAAUUCAAGGGGGAAAAAUGAUACGAUCAUUCUGACUCGCAGAGUCGAUGUAAAAAGGGUGCUUUCGAUUUCAGAUAUUAUAAUGAAAUAUGAAUCCAUAAAUAUCGAGGGUUCUUGGAACCGCGAGGAGUUUUUUUACAACAUAAUGCUUGCCACAAAAAUGAUCGAAAUUGGCGAGCCUUUCAAGUUGACGAUCGGAAUAAUGAAAAGUUUGCACUCCAAGAUGACCAUCGAAAACAUCAAAGUCCUGCUUGCUCAAUCAACGUCUGUGCCCUGCAUCGACUGCGAUACCGACAUGCUGUUAACGACAUCUUACGUGAAAAAAAACGCGUGUGAACUUUACGAUUGCCAGUUUCCGAACGGGCGCCGAAAAAUCGAAAACGAAUUCCAUCAGUUCUACGAAAUCGACAACUUGCUGGUGCCCGAGCUCGCGGGCACCAGCUGCAGCACCAACGCGUGGCUAAGGCCAUUCUAUUGUGAGCCCAGUGCACAGCUGCGCAAGCGCGCUCGUUUAAAGAUCACGCACACGUUGAACGUUCAGCUGACCCUGAACAAUUGCUCGAGAAGCGAUGGCUCGGGGACCCUCAAACCCAUGACCUAUCUCACCUUUCGAAUCCCCAUAUUGCUUGUAGACAACGACAUGCUCGGCAACCUUUCGUUGCCUACCUACAGGCCCCCUUGCGAAACGUCCUCACCGCCGGCAUAUACCCUAUCUGCCGAUCCGCCCGCCUAUGGGUAG
This is a messenger RNA of Zygotorulaspora mrakii, 1662 nucleotides long. RefSeq names its product Spo23p (gene SPO23). The transcript has a single exon. Lineage: Eukaryota; Fungi; Ascomycota; Saccharomycetes; Saccharomycetales; Saccharomycetaceae. Gene Ontology annotation, cellular component: cytosol; cytoplasm; plasma membrane. Gene Ontology annotation, biological process: ubiquitin-dependent endocytosis. The coding region runs from base 1 to 1662 and encodes 553 amino acids. The record is from RefSeq and is a predicted model, not a curated record. Gene Ontology annotation, molecular function: ubiquitin protein ligase binding; protein-macromolecule adaptor activity.